Molecule: messenger RNA, 3664 nt
Organism: Oldenlandia corymbosa var. corymbosa
Lineage: Eukaryota; Viridiplantae; Streptophyta; Magnoliopsida; Gentianales; Rubiaceae
Source: the annotation of a GenBank genome assembly
AUGGGAGUGCCGGCAUUUUAUCGGUGGUUGGCGGAGAAGUAUCCGUUGACGGUGGUGGAUGUAAUAGAGGAGGAGCCCGUGGAAAUUGAAGGUGUUAAGAUUCCGGUAGACACCAGCAAGCCGAAUCCGAACAACCUCGAGUAUGAUAACCUCUACCUCGACAUGAACGGGAUUAUUCAUCCCUGCUUUCAUCCUGAAGACAGACCUUCUCCAACCAGCUUUGAUGAAGUGUUUCAAUGUGUAUUUGACUACAUAGAUAGGCUAUUUGUGAUGGUUCGGCCUCGAAAAUUGUUGUACAUGGCUAUAGAUGGUGUUGCUCCUCGGGCAAAAAUGAACCAGCAGCGCUCUAGGCGUUUUAGAGCUGCUAAAGAUGCAGCUGAUGCGAAAGCUGAAGAGGAAAGGCUGCGAGAGGAGUUUGAGAAAGAAGGUCGGAAGCUGCCCCCAAAACAGGAAUCACAAACUUUCGACUCCAAUGUCAUUACACCAGGAACACCAUUCAUGGCUGUUCUGGCAGUUGCUCUACAGUACUACAUCCAUCUUAGGUUGAACAAUGACCCUGGGUGGAAAGACAUUAAGGUUAUUCUUUCUGAUGCCAAUGUUCCUGGGGAGGGGGAGCACAAAAUCAUGUCAUAUAUUCGCUUACAGAGGAAUCUUCCUGGAUAUGAUCCAAAUACUCGCCACUGCCUCUAUGGUUUGGAUGCAGAUUUGAUUAUGCUGGCGUUAGCUACUCAUGAAGUACAUUUCUCAAUACUUAGAGAGGUGGUGUUUAUUCCCGGGCAACAGGAUAAAUGUUUCCUCUGCGGUCAAAUGGGUCAUCUAGCUGCCAAUUGUGAAGGAAAAGCCAAACGGAAAGCAGGGGAAUUUGAUGAGAAAAGCGAAGCUGAAAUCACACCGAAAAAACCCUAUCAGUUCCUCCAUGUGUGGAUUCUUCGAGAAUAUCUUGAGUACGAGAUGCGGAUUCCAAAUCCUCCUUUUCAGAUAGACUUUGAGCGACUUGUGGAUGAUUUCAUAUUCAUAUGUUUUUUUGUUGGCAAUGACUUUCUGCCGCAUAUGCCCACUCUUGAGAUUCGGGAGGGAGCUAUAAAUUUGCUUCUUGCUGUGUACAAGAAGGAAUUUAAUGCCAUGGGCGGGUACCUGACGGACUCGAGCAAGCCAAAUCUCAGCAAGGUGGAGCACUUCAUUCAAGCUGUGGGUUCAUACGAAGAUAAAAUAUUUCAGAAAAGAGCUCGGCUGCAUCAGAGACAAGCUGAAAGAAUUAAGCGUGACAAGGCUCAAGUUAAAAGAGGAGAUGAUUCUGCACCACAAACUAUGCCUGAAUCUUUGGUCCCUGUUGCUCGAUUCCAAGGUUCUCGCCUUGCGUCCGGUCCUUCUCCUUCUCCUUAUCAACAGUCUGGAUCUCGUAAGAAUGAUCAACCUGGGAAUGCCACUGCAAGUAUGUCUAUUUUGGAGAUUCAAUGCAACCAGUCUGGGACUGGGGGUAAACAAACUCACACCCGGCCCCACAAAGUUGCGCGUUCAACUUUAGGGGCUACAAUUGGAGCAGCAAUUGUUGAAGCAGAGAAUGAUCUUGAAAACGAAGCAGAAAACAAAGAAGAGAUGAAAGCAAGACUAAAGGAGGUACUACGCGAAAAAUCUGAUGUCUUUAGUUCAGAGACGCAGGAGGAAGACAAGAUCAAACUGGGUGAGCCAGGAUGGAAAGAAAGGUAUUAUGAACAGAAGUUUUCUGUGAAGACCCCUGAGGAGCUUGAUGCAAUACGGAAGGAUGUUGUUAUGAAGUACACUGAAGGGUUAUGUUGGGUUAUGCACUACUACUAUGAAGGAGUUUGCUCCUGGCAGUGGUAUUAUCCUUACCAUUAUGCACCCUUUGCAUCUGAUCUGAAGAAUCUUGGCCAGCUGGAUUUAAAAUUUGAACUUGGAACUCCAUUUAAACCAUUCAAUCAACUUCUGGGAGUUUUCCCUGCUGCUAGUGCUCAUGCUCUCCCUGAAACUUACCGGAAAUUGAUGACUGAUCCAAACUCACCUAUUAUUGAUUUUUAUCCUAUUGAUUUUGAGGUGGACAUGAAUGGUAAACGGUUUGCAUGGCAGGGUAUCGCAAAAUUGCCUUUCAUUGAUGAAGCCCGUCUUUUGGCUGAAGUUGCCAAAGUGGAACACACUUUGACGGAGGAAGAAGCAAGGAGAAACAGUGUGAUGUGUGAUAUGCUUUUUGUGUCUUUAGCUCAUCCCCUCUCUCCAUAUAUUUUCUCUCUCAAUGAUCGUUGUAAGCAGCUUACUGAUCAAGAACGAGUCCAGAUGAAGGAACAACUUGAUCCUGCAGCCAGGUUUACAUGCAGUGGUGGGAUGAAUGGUUACAUAUCCCUGUGCUUUGGAGAUCCAUGUCCACCAAUUUUCAGAUCACCUGUUGAUGGAAUGGAAGACAUCAUGAAUAACCAAGUCAUAUGUGCCAUAUACAAACUUCCUGAAGCUCAUAAGCACAUUACUCGUCCACCUGUUGGGGUCAUUCUCCCAAAGAAGACGGUGACAGUAGAAGACGUGAAACCAGAUCCUGCACUCUGGCAUGAGGAUUCUGGGCGGAGACCAAUGGACAAUGGAAGGUAUGUUGAUCUUUCUUCUUUUUUUAUCCUCUUCUUUUCUACAUUCAUAGGAAUCCUGUGAGGGAGGGUGUUGAUACAGGGAAAUCUUACAGGCAUAACAAUAACCACCACCACAACCCCAACCACAACCACAACCACCACCACAACCACAACCACAGUCGAACAGAGAUUUCUGGUCAUCAGCUUGGCGAUGCUGCUCGUCGAUUAGUGACAAAUAGUUUGCAGUUAAGGGUAGACAGAAACAAUUUUGGAGAUCAAGGCUAUCUCCAGCCUCCAGGGUUCUCUGCUGCACCGUAUAACCAUGGUCUAUCCCACAUGGCAUACCAAAAUGAUAGACAAAGUGGCUGGGUUCCCGGUAUGCCAAAUCCAAGUAGUACGGGUCCCAUGCGAAGUCAGUAUAAUCAGGGUCAGGGUUACAGACAAUCACAUUCAAGGGAGUAUGAUCAGCAAGGAUACUAUCCCGCGGGAAUGCAGCAAAGGGGGCCAACUGGAAUCCAGCACGGUGGAGGUGCUGGUAGAUAUCAUUGGCAAGCUCAGCACGGGCCAGGAGCACCAGUUCCUCCACGCGCUAAUUUUUAUCAGCCGCGUGGUGGAUAUGGGAAUUACGAAGCACCCAAUGGGGUUGGUGGCUACAAUAACUCAGCUGCUGGAGGCUGGCCCUCUCAAGGUGCUGGAAGGCAGCAUAGUCAUCCCCGUCAUUCAAGUCAUCAAGGCAAUACAUUUUCUGCCUUGGACCGGGGAUCCCAUAGAAGACAAGAUAAUCGUCGAUAGGAAAUGUAUUCCAGUGGUCAGUUAGUUUAUUGUUUGUAUUUUUAUUCUUAUCCUUUUUUUAAUGAAAAUUAUUCUUUUGGGUUGUACGUGAUGAUGUACUAUAGGUACUAGAGAGUGAUCAGAAUGGUACAAUACGAAAGUAAGAAAAUCAUAGAGAUCAUGUAACUUAAAUCGGAUUAGGUAUUGAUUCAUAUUGGUUAAGCUUUGUAAUGUUCGUAUAGGUGCCUUGUAAUAAUUCAUAUGGUGAAGUGUGAGAAUGCCUCACCAGUUUCAAUUCAGAUUUUAAUUUCCAGUUUUUCAAA